Molecule: messenger RNA, 1298 nt
Organism: Oldenlandia corymbosa var. corymbosa
Lineage: Eukaryota; Viridiplantae; Streptophyta; Magnoliopsida; Gentianales; Rubiaceae
Source: the annotation of a GenBank genome assembly
GACAAUUCUUAUCAAUCCUGGCAUAUGAUUAUUUUAGUCUUUUAAUUUAAUAGAUAAUGAAAAAGAAAGAGAAAUUAAAAAAAAAAAAAAAAAGUAAAUGCAAAUACAGAGAGUAUCAUUGUCAAAAGUUGAACAUUGGUUUUGGUUUGCCAUCAUUUCCCAAAGACCCAGAAAAAAAGCAACCCACCACCAUCAAUCAUCAUCAUUCAUCAUCAAUCCAUAACCCCAUAACCACCGCUACCCCCACAAUAUACUAUCACCGGAACUAAAGCUUCCUCAGCUCCUUCAAUAUUUCCAUGGAAGAAAAAGAGAAAAAGAACAAGAACAAGAACAAGAAACCAAAACACCAACACCCAAAUGACCAAACCACUAAAUCCACCUCCGAUUUUUCAUUCAAGCCUAGCUCUGAAGUCAAAGGCCUAAGAUUCGGUGGCCAAUUUAUUGUCAAAUCUUUCACCAUCCGCCGCGCUCGCCCCCUUGAAUUCCUCAGCCUCCUCUCUCUCCCACCGACAACCACCGCCUCCGCCCACCAAGAAAAGACGAAACCGCCGUUUGCUUCCACCACCGCUUUCCUGCCGACAAACUUCACGAUCUUGGCGCACCACGCGUGGCAUACUCUGACGCUCGGCUUGGGGACAAAGAAGUCCAAAGUGGUGGUUUUCGUGUUCGAGUCGGAGGCGAUGAAGGCCGCCGCCGACAGGGUGUGGCCGCCGGAAAUCCCACUUGGGGAAGUGAACAAGAAGUUAAUCAGGGGUCAAACAGGGAGUGAAAUGGCUCGAUUUAAGUUCAGGAAAGGGGCAAUCACGUUCUAUGUGUAUGCAGUUAGGAGAAUUGGGACUUGUGGGUUUUCAUCGGCGGAUGAUCUUCGGACAAUUUUGCAGUCGGUUGUGGCAUUGAAUGAUUUCUUGGAUCAUACUGCAAUGCUUGCUAUGCCCAACCAAAGAAGCAUCAAUUAUGGACCCCCUGUUGCCAUGGUUCAUUAGGCAUGUUUUCUUCUUGUUAGUCAAUUUUUUCUUUUUUCAAUUUUCCUUCUCAAAACUCCUCCUUUCUUUUUUCUUUCAUCAUUUGUAUUUUCUGUGUUUAGUUGGAACAUAUCAGUAGUCUUUAAUUAGUUCUCUUCAGGGCUGGGGAAAAUAUUAUUUGAUUUGUUUUUGAGGGAGGAUUCUGAUUAUUAUCUGUUAAGUUCUCUCAUUGUAAUCUAAUCUCGCAGAAUAAAUUUUUUUUUUCUUUUUUGGUGUAAAAUCCAAGGAUUUUGUUUUAUGAAAUAUUAUAUACAUUUGACCAACUUCUUUUCCUAA